Molecule: messenger RNA, 1729 nt
Organism: Lonchura striata (white-rumped munia)
Lineage: Eukaryota; Metazoa; Chordata; Aves; Passeriformes; Estrildidae
Source: RefSeq, a predicted model, not a curated record
AGCAGAAAAAGAAACCAUCUGUUACAUAGGAGAUGAGUUGCCCAACAGAACUGGAGGAAGAAAGUGUCUGGAAUGAGUCACUAGCUUGUUGUUUUCUGUGGGUGAAAUACCAAGCCCUCUAUCUCAUAUUAUAAACAGCACCUUUUCUUCUCUCAUUCUUUGCCUUUCAUGUGUUUUUUGCUCCAACUUUAAUUAAUUUUAAAAUGUUCAUGUGUGUGUUUUGCCUUGGAGAACUGGGCUUUUCCCUCUGAACAGAAGAUGACUCUGGCAGCUCUGAGAAGUCAAAGCCUAUCCAGGUGUUUGCUCUGGUCAGGGAUAAGGCACUCCCAGUUGGACAAAUUCCCUGACAAAUCUGCAGUGUGACCUGUGAUUUCUGCUCUGGAAACCAAAUAUCUCUUUCACGUGGCAUCAGAUUACAGGAGAGCUGAGCAUAUUGGAGACAGGUGCUGUGCAGUCAUUUUAGUUUAAAUUAUUUAAUAACAGCUUUAAGUCCCACUUGUAGUAACUGAUGACUUGCAGAGACAAUUGCCUUGGAAACAAAAGCACAGGUUUUGGAGACUCUGUAGUCAAAAAGCCAAGGUAAAGAGAUAACUGUGCUUCAUUCAAAUGGGAUCUAUACAAACCACAAACUGGUUUCCAGGAACCUUCCAAGAAUAUUUCUGCACUGAAGCCUUUGCAAUAUCUGCACCUUAUGUAGUUUCAAGUCAGCUGAGAUGUAUCAAUCAAAGCUCAUAACAGCAAUAAAAGCCACAAUAAGGGGUGUUUGCUGAGAAUUCAUUAAUGGUUGUGUCCCUUCAGUAAAAUACAAAGCAGCUUCAUUUCACUGUGAUCAUCAGACCUUAACAGUAGCUUGAUUUUUUCCAAGAUCCAUCUCUGACCAACAGAGGAUGAGCUGUCUUGUUCAAGAGAGACCAGAAUGAGAAUUCUAGCACAUAGCUAGAAAAUUGUAUUAAGCUGGCCUGAGAAAUCAUGUUGUCUUACUCAUCCUACAUCCUCAUAGCACUGGCUUCUUUGUCAGUGACUUGCCAUGCAUUGAGCAAAUGUCCAGAAAUUUCUGGGCUACCUGGUGUCCCUGGAAGGGAUGGUGUGAAAGGUCUGCCUGAUUCUCUGGCCAGCAACCACAAUGCUUUAGCAAACCUGAAACACCGACUUUUCCAACUUGAGGCUGUGCUUGCUUUGAAUGGGAAAAUAAGAAAAGUAGGAGAGAAAAUACUUGCUAGCAACGGGAAGAAAGCUGACUUUGCAUCUGCACUACAAUCCUGUGAAGAGGCUGGAGGAACUCUUGCAGCUCCCAGGAAUGAGGAGGAGAAUAAAGCCAUUAUGGACCUUGUGAAACAGUAUAACCAAUAUGCUUACUUGGGCAUUAGAAAGGAGGAGACUUCAGGUCAGGUUAAGUCUGUAAAUGGCCUGCCUCUGAGUUAUAGCAACUGGCACCAGCAUGAGCCUAAUGGCAAAGGGGAUGAGAAAUGUGUGGAGAUGUACACUGAUGGCACCUGGAAUGACAAAAAAUGCAAUAUGUACCGUCUCACAAUCUGUGAAUUCUAAAGAAUGGCCUUUCAGGCACCUCAGAGCAUGGAGAUAAUGAAGUAUCUGUUUUUCAAGUUGAUUAAAUUUCUGCAAUUUCUCUGUAUCCUAAAAUAUAAGAUGAACCAUAUUGUGAUAUUUUUUAGCCUUAGGAAAAUUCCAAAUGUACUAGGUGAUUAACAUGAUUAAAAAGUGCCUGAACUGA